CUUGUUUACACAGUUGCCUCUACUAACGCACUAACUUGCCAUUAGCUGGCUCUGUUUGCGAAGCGAAAUUUAGUGUCUUUCCAGCGACUGUGCCGGGUAGUUGGUUCUCUUCAACAAAACGAGCAAAUAUGACGAAAACAAAGGAUAAAUUUGACUCUGCAAAGAAGAAGCGCAAGUCCGCUGCGGUCGACGACGGGGAAGCGACGGAAGCGCCGCCGCAAGGCAAGGAGGUCCGAUUCCAAGUCGAGGAGCGGCCAGCAAAGCGGCGGUUCGUGCUACCCGAGGGCUUUGCGCCCGUGCGUGCCCGCUGCGCCGUUGAUCCCAAGGAGGUCGCGGCAGGAAAGCAGGAGCUAUGGCUCAUCCAGCUGCCCACAAUCAAGGCCAUGCAGAUGCUGGCCGCCGCGGGCACACUAGAGGUGGACCUGCGGACGGGGGCCGUCACGGCGCCGGGCGUGCCUGCAGACCCAGUGGCGACGGUGCAGGACCGGGAAGGCGCCACUUAUGGGCUGGUGCCGGAGUCGACUGGCAUGGCGCGUCAGGUGGUGGCGGUGUGCCCAGUGGGCGACGACGCGGGCGCGGCGCAGGCGGUGCCUAUCAGCCGGCGGCUGACGCUGGUGCGCAUGUCGGGGCCGGGCGGCGCGCCGGCGUCCAUCGCGGCGGGUGUGGCGGCGGGCAUGGCUGAAGACGAGGCGGCGGCUCUUGCGCGACUGGACGCCUCGCUAGCGGCAAUGGAGGCGGCGCGGAAGGAGUCGGCGGCGAUCAUGGCGGCGGAGGCCGGGACGGAUGUGACGUGGGCAGCGGUGGCGGCAGGCGCAGCGGCGGCGCCACAGGCGGCGGGGCAAGCAGCAGCAGGUGGGGCUGCACAGAAAGGGAAGGAGAAGGAGAAGCAUAAGACGCCGGCGGCAACGCCUGUGGCGGCUGCCGCCCUGACGCCAGCGACAGGCGGCGACGCGAAGAAGGACAAGAAGGAGAAGAAGGACAAGAGCGAAAAGAAGGACAAGAAGGAGAAAAAGGACAAAGAGAAGAAGGAGAAGAAGAGCGAAAAAAAGGAGAAGAAGGCAAAGAAGGAGAAGAAGGAGAAGAGGAAGGACACGGACUCGGACAGCGACUGAGCGAGACAGCAUGGCGGUGGGCCCGGCCUGGGGAACUGGGUGACCGGGCGGCCUUGUUUCCAGGCGGCAGCAGUUGCUUUGAAAGGGUGGUCCGUGCCAUGGAUGCAGAGGUGUGCUAAAGUGUCUGCUUUGCGCUAGUGGGCCAUCAGUAUGAAUGAUGGCAUUGAGCUGUACAUCAAUAAAAGUGUACGGGCGUCGUCCUUGAGGUUGGUGGUGGGUUCAAGGCUGGGUUGCCGCUGGCAGGCUUCGGCUGAGACGCUGAGUACCGUAAUAUGCAUGUAACAAUGUGAACCG
This is a messenger RNA of Chlamydomonas reinhardtii, 1406 nucleotides long. RefSeq lists its product as uncharacterized. The record is from RefSeq and is a predicted model, not a curated record. Lineage: Eukaryota; Viridiplantae; Chlorophyta; Chlorophyceae; Chlamydomonadales; Chlamydomonadaceae. The transcript is spliced from 7 exons. Bases 129 to 1112 code for a protein of 327 amino acids.